AUGAUGAUUUGCCCGACCAGAGGAAAACCAUUUUUUCUAUUUAUUGGUGUUGUAAGUAUAUUGUUCUUGGUUUCUGUUCUUGUUAAAAUUACACGAAAUAAUAAUGAUGAUGCCUUUGAAAGAAAAAGUGCACAUGUUAUUAGUGGAACAGUUAGAACAGAAAAAUACACAUUUGGAAAUAUAACUUUUGAUAAUAAUUCACCUUUUAUUUUUAUUGGUGGUAUGCCAAGAUCAGGUACAACAUUGAUGCGGUCAAUGAUGGAUGCUCAUCCAUUAGUAAGAUGUGGUGAAGAGACAAGAGUUAUACCACGAAUUUUAUCAUUAUUAAGUCAAUGGAAAAGAAGUGAAAAAGAAUGGAGACGAUUACAGGAAGCUGGUGUAACAGAAGAAAUACUUGAUGUUGCUAUUACAUCAUUUAUUAAUCAUAUUAUUGUUGGUCAUGGUAAAUUAGCAGAACGUCUUUGUAAUAAAGAUCCAUUUACAUUAAAAUCAACAUUAUAUCUAUCAAGAGUAUAUCCAAAUGCUAAAUUCUUAUUAAUGAUAAGGGAUGGUCGAGCAACGAUACAUUCAGUUAUAACAAGAAAAGUAACAAUUACUGGUUUUGAUUUAACAAAUUAUAAACAAUGCUUACAACGUUGGAAUGCAGGAAUAGAAUUAAUGUAUAAACAAUGUAUGGAAGUUGGUCCAUUAAAAUGUAUGGUAGUUCAUUAUGAAAAACUAGUUCUUCAUCCUCGUUCAAUGAUGGAAAAAAUAUUAAAAUUUCUGGAUAUUCCAUGGAAUGAAACUGUCCUUCAUCAUGAACAAUUUAUAGGUAAAAAAAUUUCUUUAUCAAAAGUUGAAAGAAGUUCUGAUCAAGUAGUUAAACCGGUAAAUCUUGAUGCAUUAUCGAAAUGGGUAGGAAAUAUACCAGACGAUGUUGUUAAAAAUAUGGCAAAAAUAGCUCCUAUGCUUCGAGUUUUAGGAUAUGAUCCACAUGCUAAUCCACCAAAUUAUGGAGUUCCCGAUCCAGAAGUUCUUAAAAAAACAGAAGACAUACAUAUUCAUGGACAAGAAUGGUAUAAAAAAGCCGUUGCUGUUGUUAAUGAUCCAAAACGUGUUGACAAACCAAUAGUACAAUAG
Strongyloides ratti is the source of this 1119-nucleotide messenger RNA. RefSeq names its product P-loop containing nucleoside triphosphate hydrolase domain-containing protein. Gene Ontology annotation, biological process: peptidyl-tyrosine sulfation. Bases 1 to 1119 code for a protein of 372 amino acids. The transcript has 2 exons. Gene Ontology annotation, cellular component: Golgi apparatus. Lineage: Eukaryota; Metazoa; Nematoda; Chromadorea; Rhabditida; Strongyloididae. The record is from RefSeq and is a predicted model, not a curated record. Gene Ontology annotation, molecular function: protein-tyrosine sulfotransferase activity.